Molecule: messenger RNA, 498 nt
Organism: Letharia columbiana
Lineage: Eukaryota; Fungi; Ascomycota; Lecanoromycetes; Lecanorales; Parmeliaceae
Exons: 1
Coding region: 1-498 (165 amino acids)
Source: RefSeq, a predicted model, not a curated record
AUGUCGUACCCCCGCCUCGUGCGCCAGCCCCCACAGUAUGGGGGCUUUGAGGAUACCCAGGAGGAGCUCGAUUGGUAUGGUAGCAACCCCGAGGGCAUUGAUCGAGACCGCACCCCGGAAGCAGAGUACUCGGACGAAUUCUUGCCACUUAAGGAAGAAGAUAGUGGCUCCAGCGAUGGCGAAUGGAGCAGGCCCACCUAUUCUGACGCGUCCAGGUCACCGUCGCCCCCCUCGAAGCCCUCUACCUCCCCCUCCUCCCACAAACGCAAGGCGUCUACCUCCCUAGACGAACGGAAAGAACACCCCCGAAAGGGUAGCAAGCGUGGCAAGCCCGCCCCAGUGAUACCCCCGGAGCUGGCGUCAACAAUGCUGAAGCUACCCCCUCAUACCCCAGAGACGCGUCAAGCUGCUUUCUCGUUAGGCACACCUAUUUGCUGGACAGCUGAAGAAAGCCAUGGAAGCCCAGGACGAAGGCGAAAUCCCGCGGAGUCUGAAUGA